Messenger RNA from Thunnus maccoyii (southern bluefin tuna), 2972 nucleotides. RefSeq names its product NLR family CARD domain-containing protein 3-like. Gene Ontology annotation, molecular function: protein binding. NCBI's taxonomy places the organism in Eukaryota, Metazoa, Chordata, Actinopteri, Scombriformes, Scombridae. The transcript is spliced from 8 exons. The record is from RefSeq and is a predicted model, not a curated record. The coding region runs from base 1 to 2811 and encodes 936 amino acids.
AUGAAUCAUUUGGAGGAAGAGGAGGACGGAGCAGAGUCUCUGAUAUCCAGCCGUCUGUCUAUGAAGAGUGACUGGUCUAAAGGUGAUCCUCUAGACUUCGGUAAUGAACCUGGACCCUCAGACACAAAAGGUCAGCAGCACAGACAGAGAGCAGAGUCUCUGAUAUCCAGCCGUCUGUCUAUGAAGAGUGACUGGUCUAAAAAUGAACCUCCAGUCUUCAGUAAUCAACCUGGACCCUCAGACACAAAAGAGAGGAAGAGGAGGGGUGUUUCUGUGGAGGAGCAGCUAUCCUGCUGUUCUUUGUGUCAGGACGUCCUGAAGGAUCCAGUCUCUACCAGCUGUGGGCACUGGUUCUGCAGACUGUGCAUCACCUCAUACUGGGACCAGUCUGCUUCAUCAGGAGACUCCUCCUGUCCCCAGUGUGGAGAAAGAUCCAGAACAAGACCUGGACUGCAGACAGACAGUCAGACCAGCACUGUACAAAAAAGUGGUCUGCAGGAGGUUUUAGAUGAACAUAAGAUCAGUCUGAGGAGGAGAUGUGAAUGCGUGACUGAAGGAACUGAUGAAACAGUAAGUGAAACCCUCCUCAACAGGAUCUACACUGAGCUCUACAUCACAGAGGGACAGAGUGAAGACGUUAAUACCCAACAUGAGGUGAGGCAGCUUGAAGCAGCUUCCAAGAUGCAGACCCUCCAUGACAGUCCAAUCAGGUGUCACGACAUCUUUAAAGUCUUACCUGACCAACAGAAACACAUCAGAGUCGUUCUGACCAACGGCGUCGCUGGCGUUGGAAAAACCUUCUCAGUGCAGAAGUUUACUCUGGACUGGGCAGAGGGCUCGGAAAACCAAGAUGUCAGUCUGGUGAUUCUGCUUUCGUUCAGGGAGCUGAACUUGAUCAAAGAUGAGCAGUACAGUCUCCUCAUGCUGAUCCAUGAUUUCCAUCCAACAUUACAGAAGGUCACAGCAGAGAAGCUCGCUGUCUGGAAAGUUUUGUUCAUCUUUGACGGCCUGGAUGAAAGCAGACUUUCACUGGAUUUCAACAACAGGAAGGUCGUGUCUGAUGUCACACAGAAGUCAUCAGUCAACGUGCUGUUGACAAACCUCAUCGAGGGGAGGCUGCUUCCCUCGGCUCUCGUCUGGAUAACUUCCCGACCUGCAGCAGCCAAUCAGAUCCCUCCCACAUAUGUUGACAGGGUAACAGAAGUACGAGGCUUCACUUACGCCCAGAAGGAGGAGUACUUCAGGAGGAGAUUCGGUGAUGAAGAGCUGUCCAGCAGAAUCAUCUCACACAUCAAGACAUCCAGGAGCCUCCACAUCAUGUGUCUCAUCCCAGUCUUCUGCUGGAUCACUGCUACAGUUCUGGAGCACAUGUUGACUACAGACCAGAGAGGAGAGCUGCCCAAGACCCUGACUGACAUGUACUCACACUUCCUGCUGGUUCAGACAAAGAGGAAGAAGCACAAGUAUGAUGAAGGACAUGAGACGAGUCCACAGGAGCUGACGGAGGCUGACAGGGAACUUCUUCUGAAGCUGGGGAGGCUGGCGUUUGAACAUCUGGAGAAAGGAAACGUUAUGUUCUACCAAGAAGACCUGAAGAAGUGUGGUCUUGAUGUCACAGAGGCCUCGGUGUUAUCAGGAGUUUGUACAGAGAUCUUCAAAAGAGAGAGUGUGAUCUUCCAGAAAACAGUCUACUGCUUUGUUCAUCUGAGCGUUCAGGAGUUUCUGGCUGCAGUCUACAUGUACCACUGUUACACCAGCAGGAACACAAAGGUACUGAAGGACUUCCUGGGAAAAGACUACAGUUACUCAUCUCUGGAUUACUUCCUGAUGAGAGCCAUGAAGAAAUCUCUCAGAAGUGAAAAUGGCCACCUGGACCUGUUUGUUCGCUUCCUUCAUGGCCUCUCUCUGGAGUCCAACCAGAGUCUCUUAGGAGGCCUGCUGGGUCAGACAGAGAACAGUCCAGAAAUCAUCCAGAGAGCCAUCAACAACCUGAAGAGGAUGAACACUGAGGAUAUCUCUCCUGACAGAAGCAUCAACAUCUUCCACUGUCUGAUGGAGAUGAACGACCACUCAGUACAUCAGGAGAUCCAAGAGUUCCUGAAGUCAGAGAACAGAUCAGAGAAGAAACUCUCUGUGAUCCACUGCUCAGGUCUGGCCUACAUGCUGCAGAUGUCAGAGGAGGUUCUGGAUGAGUUGGACCUGAAGAAGUACAACACAUCACGGGAGGGACGAUGGAGACUGAUCCCAGCUGUGAGGAACUACAGAAAGGCUCGACUUGUUAAUUGUGGACUCUCAGAGACUCACUAUGAAGUUGUGGCUUCAGCUCUGAAGUCCAACCCCUCCCAUCUCAGAGAGCUGGACCUGGGCCGGAACAGUCUGUCCAAAUCAGCAGUGAAGCAUCUGUCUGGUGGACUGGAGAGUCCAAACUGUAGACUGGAGACUCUGAGAGUGAGGAGCUGCGAUUUGUCAGAGAUCAGCUGUGUUUCUCUGGUCUCAGCUCUGAAGUCCAACCCCUCCCAUCUGAGAGAGCUGAAUCUGGGAGGAAACAAAAACAUGCAGGGUUCAGGAUUGAAUCUGCUGUGUGAUUUUCUGGAGAGUCCACACUGUAGACUGGAGACUCUGAUAUUGGGGUGGUGCAAUUUGUCAAAGAUCAGCUGUGAUUCUCUGGCCUCAGCUCUGAAGUCCAACCCCUCAUCCCAUCUGAGAGAGCUGGAGCUGACAGGAAACUACCUGCAGAGCGAAGAUGUGAAGCUGCUGUCUGAUCUUCAGGAGAGUCCAGACUGUAGACUGGAGACUCUGAGAUGGAAGUGAUGAUCUAUGUCAGAGUGUGAGUGAACAUCCAGGAGUGUGUGUUGAGAGAGGAUCAGCUGGAUCCUGAUGAUCCAUCUGGACCAAAGUCUGGAUCUGGAUUUUGUCAUCUUCACUUAAGUCUCUUAACUGACUACAAACUGAACAGUUAUCUCUGGAUUUUG